Molecule: messenger RNA, 3120 nt
Organism: Aspergillus tanneri
Lineage: Eukaryota; Fungi; Ascomycota; Eurotiomycetes; Eurotiales; Aspergillaceae
Product: putative importin beta-5 subunit
Exons: 3
Coding region: 1-3120 (1039 amino acids)
Biological process (GO): protein import into nucleus
Cellular component (GO): cytosol; nuclear envelope
Molecular function (GO): small GTPase binding
Source: RefSeq, a predicted model, not a curated record
AUGGAGCAAGAGCUCCUAUCGCUACUUGCAGACACGCAGUCGCCGGUCGCCGGCACGAGAAAGGCCGCCGAGCUUCAACUGCUGCGUCUCUAUUCCAACGAGAAUUUCCCCCUCUCUCUUGCCGCUAUCGCCUCGCACGAUUCUGUUCCCACCAAUCUUCGCCAGUCUGCCCUUUCCGUCCUACGUACCUUUAUCGCUGCCGGCUGGUCCCCGAACUUGGACGAAUUCAAGGGUCGAAUCCUUAUCAAUGAUGUCAAUAAGGGUCAAAUUCGGAGGGUUUUAUUAGAUCUCGCCACUGUGACAGAGACUUCGGAGCGUAAAGUCAAGGCCUCUGCCAGCUUUGCGGUCAGCAAAAUCGCCAGUGCCGACUUUCCUGAGCAGUGGCCGGAGCUUCUUCCUUUUCUCCUCCAAAUAAUCAAUGAUACUAGCAGCACAGCUGGUGCCCUACAUGGUGCCUUGAAGGUGCUCCUGGACCUUGUGGAUACUGGGUUCAAUGAGGAGCAGUUCUUCAAUGUCGCCAGGGAUCUUGUUACUUCUCUCUUCAACGUUGCGACGAGCGAAUCAAGAAAGCCAAUGUUGCGAGCAUUAGCUGUCGCAGUUUUCCGUGCGUGUUUCGAUACUUUGGAAAUGGUACUAGAGCAACAUAAAGUGGCAGUAAAGCAAUUCAUGGAUGAAGUCCUCGGGGGUUGGUCUCCUUUCUUCAUCUCGACAUUGAAAUUUCCCUUACCCGAAGCUCCCCGGGAAGAAGAAGAGUCCAAGGAGACUGAAAUUGCUUCUCAGUGGAGGGGGGUUAUUGGCCUGAAACUGCAAGUGGUGAAGACUCUGAUGAAGAUCCGAAUGGUUUUUCCCGGCCUCUUAUCGGCGCAGAGUCCUGUCUACUUCUCUACGAUCUGGACGGAGCUGUCUAAUAUUCAAACUGCUUACUAUGGGUUCUAUAUCAACGACGAGAGACAAGGUCGCCUGGAAGAUGUGGACGGGCUCCCGUAUACCCUGGACUUCUUGGUUGUAGAAGAAUUGGAUCUGAUCCAAACUCUUUUGAAAGCACCUCCAGUUAAAGCUGAACUGCAGCAACAAUUGCAGAACGCCGGACAAGCUAUGACCACCUCUAGUUGGCUUCCUGAAAUUCUGAAGCUGACUGGAUCUUAUGCCCAAAUGACAACGGAGGAAGAAGGCUUGUGGGACAUCGAUGUAAACCUUUUUCUUUCGGAAGAAACUUCAGUUACUGCCAAUUACACGCCUCGCACGUGUAGUGGAGAUUUAGUUAUCAAACUCGGCGAAUGGCUUAAGGGAACCGCUGCGGAAGGCCUGGUGGUUUACCUGAACACAGUUUUUGCUGAUUCGUCUUCCACGUGGAAAGCCCGUGAAUCGACCUUGUUUAUCCUUAACCAGCUACUCCGUGACUUCAGCGAGGUGGAUCAACAGAUCUCUUCCGAGUUGGCAAACGGCGUCAAUGGUCUCAUCCAGUUCUCAAUUCGGCAGGAGCAUGAAUUCCUGAGAGCCCGUGGCUAUCUAGUUGCAGGUAUUUUAACAAAAGUUGCCGGUGAGGCAUUCCAGCCAACUGGUACUUCUUACCUUGAGGCUACCCUGAAGGCAAUCUCGGAAGACCCUUCAGAAGUGGUCAAAGUUGCAUGCAUUCGAACCCUGCAAGACCUUCUGCCUUCCCUUUCGCCCCAUGCCACUGCUCCUCUUCAAACCUCUAUCAUCUCUGCCAUAUCGGAGUUUGUCUCUUCGCAUGAUCUCCGUGAACCGUCCGAUAGUGAUGAUCUUAAAGUUACUCUCGCAGAGACACUCCGCGACACAAUAAUGGUUAACCCAAUUAUUGUUCUGUCUUCUAUUGCGAUCGACGUACUAUUCAGCAUCGCCAGCAAUGGCGCUUCUAACUUCCAGCUUACGAUGAUUGUUACCGAGGCAUUUGAGGACAUAGUGGAAUCGAUAGCAGAUCAGGGUCCUGAAUCUUUUGUCCGCCUCUGUGAAAAGGUGCUGCCUUCUCUGACGGGGGCUAUUGAUGUUGGCAAUCUCACCCAAGAGAAUGCACUGACCAAUUUUGCGGCAGACCAAAUACGAGCCCUUGCGGAAAGAGCCCUUGAUCCGCUUCCGACUGGGUUUGUAGAAGCUGUCAUGCCCAAGAUGAACCGACUAUUGCUGGAUUCGACAGAUGCGGAACUGAUUCGUCCAGCGACAGAAGCGGUUCGGCACAUGCUGUCGCACGAUUUCAACCAGUUCGUGUCAUGGCGAGAUCCUCAAAGCGGAAAGGAGGCGACUGAAGUUGUUCUAGUGAUUAUCGAUCGCCUACUGGGACCCUCGGUCAACGACAGUGCCGCUACUGAGGUUGGGCAGCUAGCGGCAGAACUAGUGGAGAAAGCGGGCUCAGAAAGGCUUGGGCCUUACCUGCCACAGCUUCUGCAAGCCGUUGCACAGCGACUCGCAACCGCCGAGCAGGCUCAGUUCAUCCAGAGCUUGAUCCUUGUUUUCGCACGAUUAACGCUCAUCAGCGCUCGUGAGGUUGUAGACUUCCUUGCGCAGGUAGAUAUUGGUGGCCAGAGCGGAUUACCGAUCGUGAUGGGCAAAUGGCUCGAGAACUCGGUCAACUUCGCAGGGUAUGAUGAAAUCAAGCAGAACAUCAUUGCUCUGGCUACACUGUACAACCUUGAAGACCCUCGCUUAGCUCAGGUUCAGGUCAAGGGUGACCUCAUUGUUCAGGACACUGGUCGCAUCAAGACACGAUCGCAGACCCGCAAGAACCCUGACCAAUACACUACAGUGGCUGCCCCAUUGAAAAUCGUCAAGGUCUUGGUCGAGGAGCUCGCAGCGGCAUCAGGGAGCAAAGAGGUCGAUGCGGCUGCUGCAGCUGCCCUGGAGGAAGAAGACAGCGAUGACGAUGGAGAGUGGGAAGAUAUCCCCAGCAAUACCCUCGACUUGAACCUGGGGAUUACAAAACAGGAACUCAUGGCGUUUGGCGAAGGCGGCACUGAAGGAGUGUUUGGCGUGCGCAAACGUGAUGACGAGACACAGGCCUUUUUGCUAGACUUCUUCCGGAAUGCAUCCGCUAAACCCGAGUUCCAACAGCUCUUUGCAGCCUUAACGCCAGCUGAGAAAGACAAGCUGCAAAGCUUGGGAUGA